This is a messenger RNA of Cornus florida, 429 nucleotides long. RefSeq names its product protein TPX2. Gene Ontology annotation, molecular function: monooxygenase activity; heme binding; iron ion binding. The transcript is spliced from 4 exons. Bases 1 to 429 code for a protein of 142 amino acids. NCBI's taxonomy places the organism in Eukaryota, Viridiplantae, Streptophyta, Magnoliopsida, Cornales, Cornaceae. The record is from RefSeq and is a predicted model, not a curated record.
AUGAACAAACCACAAGUACUGCAAAAAGUCCAGCAAGAACUCGACGCAGUCAUUGGGAAAGAUAACAUUGUGGAGAAGUCUCAUAUUCACCAACUACCGUACUUAUAUGCAGUGAUGAAAGAGGUUCUACGGUUGCACCCAGCCCUCCCACUCUUGAUUAAGGAGAAAGAAAUUAUGUAUAAACGAUACAGAGAAGAAGCAGAGUCUGAAAAGAUGAUGGAAGAAGAGAAGGCCUUGAAGCAAUUAAGAAGGACAUUAGUGCCCCAUGCUUGGCCGGUGCCUAAGUUCAACCACCCUUUUAUCCCACAGAAAUCUUCUAAAGAAAUCACAAAGCCGAAGUCUCCAAAAUUGAAAAUGGUUCAGAGAAAGGAAAGACGAAAAAUGUUCAGUACUGUAGCAGCUUCCAGUGCAGCCUCUCUUAUGAGGUGA